Balaenoptera acutorostrata (minke whale) is the source of this 2484-nucleotide messenger RNA. It is a transcript of the gene GPR62, whose product is annotated as G protein-coupled receptor 62. Gene Ontology annotation, cellular component: signaling receptor complex; plasma membrane; endosome. The transcript has 2 exons. The record is from RefSeq and is a predicted model, not a curated record. Gene Ontology annotation, molecular function: G protein-coupled receptor activity. Bases 658 to 1749 code for a protein of 363 amino acids. Lineage: Eukaryota; Metazoa; Chordata; Mammalia; Artiodactyla; Balaenopteridae. Gene Ontology annotation, biological process: G protein-coupled receptor signaling pathway.
GGGGCACAGGCACAAGCAAGACACAGACAAGGUCCCUGCUCUCAAGGGGCUUGCAUUCUAAUAAAACAGGCUCUAAACAAGUAGGUGCAUAGAUACGAAAUACAAUAUCAGGUAGGAAAAGUACCAGGAAGAAAAAUAAAGCAGGGUUAAAGGAGUAGUGAUGGGAAAGUGGAACAAUUUUAGAAAAGAUGGUCACUGAAGGCAGAGACCUGAAUUAGGUGAGGGAGCAAGCCAUGGAGAGAUCUGAGGCAAGGGUGUUCUGACAGGAAACAGCACAUGCAAAGAUCCUGAGGUGGAAACCAGUUUGACAUGUGGGAGGACAAGCAUGAAGACUGUACGGCUGGAGGUAUGGGAGGCAAGGAGGAGGCGGGUGAGGUCAGAGAGGUGGGGAGAAGGCCAUCUCAGCAAAGAGGAGGUGAGAUUCUAUUUUGAUGAUGGGAAGUUCUUGGAAGGAUGAGUGCAGGAUCAUGACCUGAUCUCAUUUGUCUUUAGAGGGAUCCACUUCAGCCAGCUGUGUAGAGAGUGGAUCUGUGGUGUCAGUCAAGAUCCAAUCAACAAAAGAGAAAUCACUCUAUGUAUUCCAGACAAGAGGAAUUUGAUACAGGGAAGGAAUUGAACUACCAAAGGGGCUGCACAGGGUGAAGCCUGAGCGCUCGAAUGGCCAAUGCCACAGGGCUGAACGCACCAGAAGUCGCAGCCUCGAUGGGGUUGAUCCUGGCGGCUGUCGUGGAGGCGGCAGCACUGCUGGGCAACGGCGCACUGCUGGUUGUGGUGCUGCGCACGCCGGGACUACGCGACGCGCUCUACCUCGUGCACCUGUGCGUAGUGGACCUGCUGGCUGCCGGCUCCAUCAUGCCGCUGGGCCUGCUGGCCGCUCCGCCGCCGGGGCUGGGCCGCGUGCGCCUGGGCCCCGCGCCCUGCCGCGCGGCGCGCUUCCUCUCGGCGGCGCUGCUGCCCGCCUGUACGCUCGGCGUGGCGGCGCUCGGCCUGGCGCGCUACCGCCUCAUAGUGCACCCGCUGCGGCCUGGCGCGCGGCCUCCGCCCACCCUCGUGCUCACCGCCGUGUGGGCGGCGGCGGGGCUGCUGGGCGCGCUCUCCUUGCUCGGGCCGCCGCCCGCACCGCCCCCUGCCCCGGCUCGCUGCUCGGUCCUGGCCGGGGGCCUCGAGCCCUUCCGGCCGCUCUGGGCGCUGCUGGCCUUCGCGCUGCCCGCCCUCCUGCUGCUCGGAGCCUACGGCGGCAUCUUCCUCGUGGCGCGCCGCGCUGCCCUGCGGCCCCCGCGGCCCGCGCGCGGGUCCCGGCCGCGCUCCGACUCUCUGGACAGCCGCCUCUCCAUCUUGCCGCCCCUUCGUCCUCGCCCGCCCUGGGGCAAAGCAGCCCUGGCCCCGGCGCUGGCCGUGGGCCAGUUCGCAGCCUGCUGGCUGCCUUACGGCUGUGCGUGCCUAGCGCCCGCUGCCCAGGCCGCCGCGGCAGAGGCGGCCGUCACCUGGGUAGCCUACUCGGCCUUCGCGGCUCACCCCUUCCUGUACGGCCUGCUGCAGCGCCCUGUACGCCGGACGCUGGGCCGCCUCGCCCGACGAGCCCUACCCCGGCCCCCCCGGGCCUGCACUUCGCGGGCCUGGCACCCGCGGGCCCUCCUGCAGCACCUCCAUAGACCUCCAGAGGGCCCUGUGCUAGGCCCUUCUGAGGCACCAGAACAAGCCCGGGAUUUGGCAGGAAGGGAGAGCCUGAGCAUGCCAGAGGCCACGUGAGAGAUGUCUCCCAAGGUGAGCCGGGACUGGAGAAAGCAGGGUGGUAUCACAAAGGGCCCAUCCAUCCUCCAGCACAGCUUAUGGCAGGUAGCCUGCCUGCACUUCUGGCUCUGGAAUGGGAGAAAGGGGGCCUGCAGCCUAGUGAGGCCCAGAGGCUUCUGGGAGCUAGGAAUCCUGAGUUCUGGGCCCAACUCUGCAUGGCCUUGUACACAGACCUACCCUUCCCUAGGCAUCAGUUUUCCCAUCUGUACCCUGGACCAUCUCUAAGGGCUCCUCCAGCUUGGGUGAUCUGGACACUCAUGGAUGAUCCCCAGGCCAAGGAAGAAGCAGAGGUGGGCAGGAUCACAGAGAAGAGGGCCCUAAUGGCUCACAGCCAAAGGGAAUGGGCCAAGUAGGGCAGGGUCUGGGUUACAGCCACAGCAGGAGGAACCAGUGAAGGGACAUUCAGAAAGACCUCCCGCACAUCUGCACCAAGGAGAGGCUGGACAAAACUACUGGAACGCCUCCAUCAGCUUCUAAAAAUGCCCAGAAAACAACUGGAUCGCUUUGGUGCCAGAGGCAGGAGGCUGGACAACAUGACCGCCCAAAGAGCCCUAAAGCCCCAGAACUGGCAUGUGGAAGGGGCCGAGGCCCAGCUGGGGCUGAUGGAGUCACAGAUGGGGGUCCUCUGGGGUCUCAGCUACACCCGUUUUCUGGAGGUUUUGCCAAUACCCACAGUGUUUCACAGCUUCCUGG